AUGUGGUGUUAUUAUGGCUGUGCAAUUAUAUGGGUUAUUUUUGGUUUAUACCUGUCUCAAACCGAGGUAUUCUUGAACAAAUUUAUUAGUAAAAUAACCGAGACAAUAUCACUGCGUGAAGAUUCAGAACUAUACAAAGUAUGGAUGUCACCUAUACAUUUGACUUUUACGUGUCAUUUCUUCAAUGUUACCAAUCCCGAUGAAGUGAUGAGUGGAAGUAAUCCAUAUUUCAAUGAAGUUGGUCCAUUUACUUACGAUGAGAUACUCGAGAAACAAAUUAUAGACGUGGACGAUACGAUGGAUGAAAUUACAUAUACAACAAAAUCUACGUACAGUUUUAACAAAGACUUGAGUGUGAAAUUAUCUAAACAUGACAAAAUUACUAUAUUAAAUCCUGCAUACAUUGGUACCAUAUCGAUGCUCUCUGGCUUACCUCCUGAAUUUAUGGAAAAAUAUGGUAAUAACAUACCGAAACUAUUUCCAAACCGUAGUACCAUUUUUCUAAAAGCUAAUCCUAAAGAUCUGCUUUUCAAUGGAAUUAAAAUUUCGUGCAAUUUAAGAAAAUUCCCUGAAUUGGAUUUGAUAUGCAAAACAUUGGGCAGUAAUCCACCACUUGUGUUAAGAGAAACCGACAAGCAAGAUGUUUAUCUACUCAGUAUCUUUCAGAGGAUGAACGCUACUUUUCGUGGGCCAUUUUCUGUUAACAGAGGUGUUAAUGAUAUAACGAAAUUAGGAGAUAUAACAUCUUAUAUGGGAAAAAGAAUACAAACAAUGUGGAACUCUGAAGAUUGUAAUACAGUAAGAGGAACUGACUCGAUCAUUUGGGCACCAUUAAUAAAACCAUUGCCUUUUGUUUCGACGUUUAUACCAGAUUUAUGCAGAACUAUCGAAGCGGAUUAUAAAGAUGAAGUUUCGGUACGAGGUUUAAUUGGCUCACGAUUCGUCAUGAAAGAAAGGACAUGGUUUUUAAACACGUCGCAGUGCUAUUGUUUAUUAGAAAAUAAAAUACCAAAAUGUUUACCACAAGGCUUAAUCGAUGUAUCGGAAUGUCAGAAACUGCCGGUAGUCUUAUCAGAACCACACUUUUUACACGGUGACCCACAGCUGUUAAAGUACGCACGUGGUUUAAACCCUGAUGAAAGGCUGCAUGAAACUUACAUCAUUAUCGAACCAUAUACCGGAACGCCUCUUUCUGGACAGAAAAGGACACAAAUAAAUCUAUAUUUGGAAAAACAGUCAGUAGAGUUGCUUUCAAAUGUCAGCGAGGGAUAUUUUCCGCUUAUGUGGUGCGAAAAUAUGUUAACUUAUGAAUACAAUCUUUCAUUACAUCAUGCUCCAGAUCACUUCAAAAUGUAA
Messenger RNA from Bombus terrestris (buff-tailed bumblebee), 1356 nucleotides. RefSeq names its product sensory neuron membrane protein 2-like. The transcript has 8 exons. Gene Ontology annotation, cellular component: membrane; cytoplasm. Lineage: Eukaryota; Metazoa; Arthropoda; Insecta; Hymenoptera; Apidae. The coding region runs from base 1 to 1356 and encodes 451 amino acids. The record is from RefSeq and is a predicted model, not a curated record. Gene Ontology annotation, molecular function: scavenger receptor activity.